Molecule: messenger RNA, 4520 nt
Organism: Alligator mississippiensis (American alligator)
Lineage: Eukaryota; Metazoa; Chordata; Crocodylia; Alligatoridae
Product: venom factor-like
Exons: 33
Coding region: 1-4017 (1338 amino acids)
Biological process (GO): complement activation; inflammatory response
Cellular component (GO): extracellular region
Molecular function (GO): protein binding; endopeptidase inhibitor activity
Source: RefSeq, a predicted model, not a curated record
AUGGCGAAUCCAGAUGGGAUUGUUGUGGAGAAGAACAUGGUGUCCUCUCCAGACCAAAGCGGCAUUAUCUACAGGACCUACAAGAUCCCCGAGAUAGUGAAGUUCUUAUAUGGGAAGCCAGUUCAAGGCCAUGCUUAUGCACUCUUUGGAAUAAUAAUGGAUAAAGAGAAAAAGAGUAUUGCGGACUCGCUCCACAAAGUCCCGAUCCAGGAUGGCAAAGGCUGUGCAACGCUUACCGGAGCAGUGUUACGUAGAAGGUUCCCCAAGCCAGACCAGCUGCUUGGCCACUCGAUUUAUGUCACUGUGACAGUGCUGACAGACACUGGGAGCGACAUGGUAGAGGCUGAGAAAUCUGGGAUCCGCAUAGUCAGCUCUCCCUACGAAAUCUUUUUCACAAGAUCUUCUAGUUAUUUCAAGCCUGGGAUGCCAUAUAGCCUGAUGGUUUCUGUGGUGAACCCAGAUGGUACCCCAGCCCCCCAGGUCCCUGUGCGCAGUGGGCCAUCUACAGGCCCCAGAGGCCUGACACAGGAUGAUGGGACAAUACAGCUGGUUCUGAACACCCCGCUGGAGGCAUCUCAGCUCUGGGUGAAGGUCCAAACGGAGGUUGUGGGCCGCCCCAAGGCGCGUCAGAGCUUUGCAGUCUGGAGUAUGGAUGCCUACAGAACACAGGGAGACUCUGGAAACUACCUCCACAUCUCCGUGUCAGCCACUGUGCUCAAGCCAGAGGAUACCCUGACUGUGAACUUCAACCUGAGGAACAGCAAUGAUGGGGUUAAGGACCAGAUCCAGUAUUUCACCUACCUGGUCCUGAAUAAAGGAAAGAUCAUUCAGGCUGGAAGACAAGACAGGCAGGCUGGGCAAGAUGUUGUGGUCAUGUCCCUGCCCAUUACACCAGACCUCCUUCCUUCUUUCCGCCUCGUGGCUUACUACCAUGUGGGGCAGAAGGAGGUUGUGGCUGACUCAGUCUGGGUAGACAUCAAGGACACCUGCAUGGGAACGAUCUGGGACACUGUGGAGAAGAACGACAUCGGCUGCACCCCGGGAGGCGGCAGAGAUAACGUAGGGGUGUUUGCAGAUGCUGGGCUGGUGCUUCAAACCAAUGCAGGCAUUGAGACACGGCGGCGGGCAGCGAGGGCAUAUCAGCGCCAGCACCUGCGCAAGUGCUGUGAGGAUGGCAUGCAGGACAACCCCAUGGGCUACUCCUGUGACCGACGGGCCAAGUACAUUGUGGAGGGCAGCGACUGCAUCCAAGCCUUCCUGGACUGCUGCCACCACAUCUUCACUACCCCUUCUGGCCGGCUCCACGCUGAGCACCAUGUUAUGCACCACCUUAUGCUAUUUAUGUCCAAGGAGAUCCUGGUGUCCUCACACAGGCCAGUGGUGGAGGAGGAGGAGGAGGAGGGUUACCUGCUGGAUGAAGAUGUUGUCACCAGGAGCCACUUCUCAGAGAGUUGGCUCUGGCAAACUGAGCUGCUGCCACUGGAGGCAGAUCAUAAUGGGCUGGCUUCCAGCACGGUGCCCCUCUAUCUGGAGGACUCCAUCACCACCUGGGAAGUGCUGGCUGUCAGCCUCUCAGGCUCAAAGGGGCUCUGCGUGGCUGACCCCUAUGAGAUCCUGGUAAUGAAAGAUGUCUUCAUAGAUCUCCGACUGCCAUACUCUGUGGUGCGGAAUGAGCAGGUCGCCAUCCGGGCCGUGCUGUACAACUACACCCCCAUGCAUCUCCAGGUGGGGAGACCCUCUGGGGAGCAGGUGGAGACCGUGGGGCCUGUCGACAUGAAGAACGUGGUCCCCAACACAGAGCCGGUGACCCUGAUCAGUGUGAGGGGAGACCUGGUGGGGGACACCUUGGAGAACACCAUUGACGGGGCCAACCUGAAGCACCUGAUCCAGGUGCCCGCAGGCUGUGGGGAGCAGAACAUGAUUGGCAUGACCCCGGCCGUCAUCGCCACCCACUACCUGGACCACACCAGGCAGUGGGGGAGGGUCGGCGCAGACCGCAGGGCUGAGGCCAUCCAGGCCAUCGCUCAAGGCUAUGCCCAGCAGCUGGCUUACUGCAAAGCUGACCACUCCUACGCAGCCUUCCCCAGCCGCCCAUCCAGCACCUGGCUGACGGCCUACGUGGUGAAGGUCUUCGCCAUGGCUGUUGACCUCAUUGCCAUCAGUCCGGAGGUGCUGUGCGAGGCUGUGAAGUGGCUGAUUAUGAAGAAGCAGGAUCCCAGCAGGAUAUUCCAGGAAACUGCUCCUGUGAUCCAUGGGGCGAUGGCAGGAGGAUACCGUGGGUCGGAGACCAACACUUCUCUGACGGCUUUUGUUGUCAUCGCAAUGGUAGAGGCCAGGCAUGUCUGUGAGCAGUACGUGCAGAGCUUGGGAAGCAGCAUCAAGAAGGCGGGGGAUUACUUGGUCCAGCAGCUGUCCAGCCUGAAGAAGCCCUACUCCAUUGCCAUCACAGCCUAUGCACUGGCACUGCUGGGGCAGGCUGGAGCCAGGGACAAGCUCAUGGCACUUUCCACAGGAGGAACACACUGGCCAGACCCCCGGUCUAGACUCUACUCCAUCGAGUCCACCUCCUAUGCCCUGCUAGCCCUGCUGAAGGAGAAGCAGCUAGAGCAGGCGGGGCCCAUCGUCCAGUGGCUGGCUGGGCAGCGGUACUACGGAGGGGGCUAUGGCUCCACCCAGGUAUUUAACAUGACCGUAGGUCCUGGGACUGGUCCACCUGGGGCAGAGCCCCUGGCUGUCUGUGUCCUGGGGGCCACGAUCCUGGUGUUCCAGGCCCUGGCUCAGUACCAGGUAGAUAUAUCCAUGACUAAGGACAUGGAUCUGGAUGUCUCCAUCAACAUGCGGGGCCGGAGCAAGCCGAUCCUGUGGAGGAUCAACACGGACAACGCCCUGGUGUCUCGCACAGAGCAGACCAGGCUCACCAAUGGCUUCACUGUUGUGGCCAAGGGGCACGGCAAGGGGACCCUGUCGGUGAUGACUGUCUAUUACGCUCCCCUAGCAGAGGAGACAACCACCUGCAAGCACUUCAACUUCAGCGUUGUGGUGCAAAGUGCUCCUGAUGCCAAGAAGCCCAAUGGAGCCCUGGGCUUGGUGUCCAUUGAGAUCUGCAUGAGGUGCCUCUUUCUUGUGUCAGGGCGGAUGUCCUCUGCCAUUAUCCAAACUCGAUCCACCACAGCAGGGAAGCCACUCCCGUCUCUGUGCUUCCUAUCUUCCAGGUUCCUGGGGGAGGCGGAUUCUGCCAUGACCCUCCUGGACAUCUCCAUGCUGACUGGCUUCUCUCCAGACAUGGAUGACUUGAAUAAGCUGACGCAGCGUGUCGACAAAUACAUCUCCAGGUUUGAAUGGGACACACACCUGUCGGACAGAGGCUCUCUCAUCCUGUACCUGGACAAGGUGUCCAGCAAGGAGACCGAGUGCCUGACAUUUAAGGCUUACCAGUACUUUGAAGUGGGUUUGAUCCAACCGGCAGCUGUGACGGUAAAAUCGCUGCACCAAGUUUUACCACCCAACCAAAGCCCACGGCCUGCUGAAAACCCUGUGCCGGGGCACGUCUGCCGCUGCAUGGAAGAGAAGUGCAGCCUGAUAAAGACAUUUAAAGAGCCCCCCACCAAUAUUUCUGUCCGGGUCGAAGCUGCUUGCGAGCCUGGCGUAGAUUAUGUGUACCGAGCUCAGGUGGUGCAGGCUGAGCAGAGUGGGAUGUAUCGCUACUUCACCAUGAGGAUUGUGCAGGUCAUCAAGGAAGGGACUGAGCAGGGAAUCCAGGGCAAGAUGCGGAGAUUUAUCAGCCCCUUGGCUUGUGAAGAGACCUUGAACCUUCAGGAGAACAAGGACUACUUGAUCUGGGGCCUCAGCAGUGACCUGUGGGACCUGAAAACAGAGAUGACCUAUUUGCUCAGGAGCAGCUCCUGGAUAGAGCUGUGGCCAAGCCCUCUGGAGUGCCAGCAGGGGCAGCUCCAUCUCUUGUGCCAGGGGCUGCAGGACUUCGCCCAACACCUGCUCACAAAUGGCUGCCCCACGUAGACUGGGAAGAAGGACCCCGGAGUGUCACCCACGGGGCCAAUGCUGCAGAGAGCUCUCAUUCACUUCCUGGGUACUGUACAGGCUCCACUUCACCCCCUCCUGCUCCAACAGCACUGUUGUCCUGUGGGAGAAUCUCCCUCAGUGACUCACAAUAUGGGGCUUAUAACAAACACAAUGAAGUGGUUCAGAUUCAGUCCAGGAAGGGGUAGCCAGCAGACACACACAGCCCAUUAUACUGCUGUGUGAUGUCCAGACACUGAUCCAACCCCAUGAAUGUCCUGGCAUCACAUUACUAUGGGUAAGAGACUCAAACACAUUACUAUGUUUGAAACUCCUACUACGGGUAGGAGUUUCAAACACAAUAUAUCACCCCAAUCUGCAGGAGCUCUGCCUGCCUCCAGCAGACACCCGAGGAGCUUUGUCAUCCCCUGCUCUUUGGCUGGCCACAUCUGCUCUCACCCCAAUAAAAGCCACCUUAAGAGGAGUGGCCCUUGACGUUAAAA